AUGUCUAAUCAACAAUAUCAGCCUCGCGGAGCUAAAGAAUAUGUUGUUUUAAUUCCAUUAGAAAAAACAUCAACACUUAAUAUAGUUUCAAUAGAAAGACGGAAGGUUGCUGACAUAACCGAUAAAAAUAUUCUUCAUAUUGGUAGUGGACGUAAUGUAGAUUUUAUUAUAUAUAAAAAUUCUCAACCGGCUCGAUCAGAUAAUGAGCCAGUUCAAUUUUCUUCACAAUUUAAAGUUUUUAUGACUGAUAAAAAAACACAAGAAUUACAUCAAGAAAAUCGAACAUUACGUUUAUGGUUUUAUAGUCUUACACAAAAUCAAUGUCUCUAUGAUGCAAAUGAACUUAUACGUUCAUUAUUUAAAUCUGAUGAAUUUCCUCGAGAUUAUUUUUCUUUUAUUAAACGAUUAAUGGAAUUAUUACGAAUGUUUACAAGAAUUCGUAAAAUCGAACUUGAAAUACAAACAUUAAAUGAAAAUAAUCUUGAUGUUGAUCAUCCAAUUAAACAAUAUGUAUCACGUUUAAUGCUCUAUGAUACUGAUUAUCUUUCAGAAAUGUACGAAAAAAAUCCUGAAAGAUAUGCUGAUUUGAUUAAGGAAAAAUUAUUGGAUUUACUUGAACAAGCAUUUCCAAAUCCUAUGUUUGUCAAUGAUUUGGCUAAAUAUGUGGAAUGUGAUGGUCAAACAGUUUUUCAAUAUCUUGUUGAACUCGAAGAUAAAAAUUUAGUUAAACAUCUUGAUCAAGAUGGUCAACAAUGGACACGUGUAAUAAUAGCUGCUCAAGAAGAAGAUACUCAUAAAGUUAUUCUCUAUAAAUCAAUUUCCGAAUUAUCAAGUUCAUUUCAACCAACAAUUGCAAUAAUUACUGUAAAUUAUUUUGAAAAAUUAGCCGUUGAUGCUAUGAUUGAAAAUAAAGUAACAUUUGUUCGACAUAAAGCAGGUGAAUCAAAUGUUUAUACAAUUGGUACAAUUGGUCCACAUCAUGUUGUAUCAACGAAAUUACCAUUGAUUGGUCGAAGUCGUACAGCACAAAUUUCAACAGGAAGUACAACAACUCGAUUAUUAGGUACAUUUCAACAUGUACAACAUGUUUUUAUUAUUGGAUGUGCCGGUGGUGUACCACAUUAUACUGAUGCAACAAAACAUGUUCGACGUGGUGAUAUUAUUGUUGGAUAUCCUAAUGAAGAAGAUUAUGUCUAUGGUAUUUAUGAAGCUGAACAAUCAUCCGAAGGAUAUGAAUUUGUUUCAACAUGUUAUAAACCAAAAAGUUUUCAACUUUAUCAAUUAAUGGAACCAAUUAAAGAAAAUUAUCAACAAACAUAUUUAAAUCGAUCAUUAACACAUAAAUAUCCAUGGGAAAAAUUUCUUGAAGAAGGUAUACAAUAUUUACUUUCACAUAAUAUUGAUUGUUUACCACCAAAUAAUGAUCGUCUUUAUAUUAAAAUGGAAAAUGGUGAAAUUGUUGAAGUUAAACAUCCAGAUCAAAGAAAAAAAGAUUAUCAUCGACCAGCAAUACGUUUUGGUAUGAUAGCUGGUGGAAAAAAUAUUUUAACCAAUGAUUAUUUAAAAUCAACAUUAUGUGAUAGAUGUAAUGUUUUAUGUUUUGAUUCGGAAAUUGAUCAAGUCAUUGCAGCUAUACAAGGAAAUCGUACAGAAUCAUUUAUGAUUAUACGUGGAAUAUCUGAUUAUCAUGAUGGAACUUUAAACAAAGAAUGGCAACCAUUUUCAUCAUUAUGUGCAGCUGCUUUUAUGAAAACAAUUAUUUAUAAAAUACCAAAACCGUCCAGAAAAAAUCCAAAUUCACAUUCGAAUAGCGAACAUGAUGAUGAUAUACUUUAA
Molecule: messenger RNA, 1836 nt
Organism: Rotaria sp. Silwood2
Lineage: Eukaryota; Metazoa; Rotifera; Eurotatoria; Philodinida; Philodinidae
Source: the annotation of a GenBank genome assembly